Molecule: messenger RNA, 1197 nt
Organism: Paraglomus brasilianum
Lineage: Eukaryota; Fungi; Glomeromycota; Glomeromycetes; Paraglomerales; Paraglomeraceae
Source: the annotation of a GenBank genome assembly
AUGACACUUCCAACGAUGUUUAUUAGUUUCCAAUAUAAUCACACUAUAACCUGUGUUUUCAAGUAUAAAUUGAAUGCAUCGACAACGGAAGAGUGCUCCAAGUACAUCACACAGCCAAAACCAGCAGACUAUGGUACUUACGUGGGUUACUUUGCGCCUCCGUUUAGUUUAAAAGUAAUACCACCUGAAAACUCAGAGGAAGGGAUUCGGGGAGUAUUGUUUUCAAUGGCUAUUACUGAUGCGAGACCGAUUGAUACUACUAUUCAUCGAAUGGUGCUUCUUCUUCUUGACACUGAAACCUAUGUAAAAGCAGACAACAAGUCCAUUGACGCAGCCAGAAAAAUUGAUCCAACUUUUGUCAACUCUGUGAUGACACAAACGGACUAUAUAAUUUUUUAUCGCCAAUCCAAUUACUUGACUUACACUCGAAGUGUGAGGGGGAUUAUUAAACCCAAUAUACUCGCCGACUUUGGUUUUUCGCAAACAAUUUAUAUAUCUUAUUUGAAUACAGCAUUGACGAGCGGUCCAUUGGCUGAAAAUUAUAAUAUAAUAAAACCAAAUAUAUACGGAACAGUAGAUAUAAAGCCUAGCAGUUUCCUUGUCAGAACAGACACGGAGAGGCGAUCAAAUACGGUGCUCGGCUCAUUGGGUUUACUUGGUGGUGCAUGGAGCCUUGCCCUCAUAGCGUACGCUACUCUAUUUGGCAGUAAAUCUCUAACUCCGUGGGGUUUAAUCCAUUCAUACUGUUGCUGCUUUGUUCGAUCAACUCGUUCACGAUUUCGUGAAUCAUUCUCCACAAUACCACUACAAUCUUCCAGUUCAUCGACAUCGGAUUUAUCUAUUUUAUCGAGCGAUUUGUCUUAUAAUGACAAUGCGUUGCAACAACGAUUAGACGCUCUGGAAUUGUUUCUCAAGGAAUAUGUGGUCGAUCAAACAUAUUUGGAAGACUUAAACGCUAACAAAUAUUCGAGCAAAAUUAGCGAGUUUUUGGGAAACUGGACUUGGAAAAGCCGAAAAAGAAAUGACUCUAGUACAAGCGACGCUACUUUACCACAAGUUUCUUCUACGGAAAAUGACUCUAGUACAAUUGACACUACUCAACCACAAGUAUCGUCUACAGACAGUCCAAAUAUUCGAGACAUCUCCAACUACCAAUUACCUAUUCCCAACUUGCAUAACGAUAAUACUUUGUUGUAG